Molecule: messenger RNA, 604 nt
Organism: Gloeophyllum trabeum ATCC 11539
Lineage: Eukaryota; Fungi; Basidiomycota; Agaricomycetes; Gloeophyllales; Gloeophyllaceae
Product: Prefoldin, subunit 4
Exons: 5
Coding region: 85-477 (130 amino acids)
Biological process (GO): protein folding
Cellular component (GO): prefoldin complex; cytoplasm
Source: RefSeq, a predicted model, not a curated record
CACUUCUCCACAGUCCUCUCUUUCCCGAGCCUAUAGGCAGGCUUUACAAGAGUCACUCCUGCUCGAGCACGAAUAUUUGACGAUAUGCGGAUGCUAGCGCAAGAGGAAGAGACCGACGACGUCGAGGUGACCUGGGAAGAUCAGCAGAGAAUAAACAAUUUCUCAAAGUUAAAUACACGUCUACGAGCUAUCGAAGCCAAGCUGGAGGGUUUGAAGCAAGAGAAAGAGGCACUAGAUGAUUUAUCCACUGAACUCGAGCUUGCAGACGAAGAUGAGCCAGUAAUGUACAAAAUUGGCGAAUCAUUCUUCAACCUCUCGCACUCCGGUGCUAUGAAACGUCUAGAGAGCGACCAAGAGUCCAUUUCCUCGCAAAUAGCUGCUUUGGCAACGUCAGCUGAGGAGUGCGAGACGACGAUGAAGGAGCUCAAGGUCGUCCUCUACGCGAAAUUCGGGAAGGCUAUAAAUCUCGACGAAUAGUUGCGCAGGAAGGAGAAGGACAGUAAGAUUGCAGGCAUCGAUACGUUCGGGAGGCGUGUAUUAAAGAGGCAUUACUGUAUGUGUGGUAUAUCUAUAGUCUCCGAGACGAAUUCCAUUUACCCUAACC